GAUAUCAACUACUUAUUUCAGAGUAAUUUUGAGGAUGCCCGUUGUCGCUGCGUAUGUCCAUCAACUAAAUAUUUUGCUUCAUCGAACAGCACAGACAAAGAUAAUCAUAGGCGUUAUUAUACGAAAUCCAACAUUCACGCAUAUUCUUGUAAUCCCAUAAACGUUGUCAAACCAAAUGUUUUGGAUGUUGUUGAUGCAGCACAUUUGGAUGCAUUUUUGGCUAACUGCGACUGUAAGAACGAGUCAAGGAAUACAGUAAUGCUUAAGGUGGUUGUUAUCUUUGUCAUGUGUGUUGUACUAGUUCUAGUUACGUAUAUGCUCUUCCUAAUGUGUUUGGACCCGAUGCUUCGGAGAAGACGACAAAGCAUUCCUUACAGACAGCAUAACGAUGAAUUAGAAGACAACAUUUUUGCUCGGCCAGCAGAUAAGGAUGAAGGCGAUGUUCCUACAUCUACAAUGCGACCUAGAGGGAACUCUGGUGUUCUUCAAAGAGUUGAAGCCGAACAGAAUAAAUGGCUGAAGAAAGUUCAAGAACAAAGGAAGAAUAUAUUUACAGAUCACACGAUGCUCAAUUGA
Molecule: messenger RNA, 576 nt
Organism: Enterobius vermicularis (human pinworm)
Lineage: Eukaryota; Metazoa; Nematoda; Chromadorea; Rhabditida; Oxyuridae
Source: the annotation of a GenBank genome assembly